GAUGCCCCAGAGUACAACUUUCAAGACCAGCUAAACAAGCGAAAUGUGUUGGAAACUAUCAUGCGUUUUACGGCGCAUGAGUGCGCCUUCUCGGAAACAAUCGGAGGAUGACGUGACAAAUAUCCUGAUAUUCGGGGUGACCGGCAUGACGGGAGGGGCCGUGGCGGAAGCGGCGCUGGGCUGUGCGUGGUUUAGAGUCAACGGGUUUACCCGCACGAUGCAGGGUGAGGCCUAUGAUGAGCUCGUCUCUAAAGGAGUGACGCUACACACAGGUGACAUGACAAAACCACUGACCAUCAAAGGAGCAAUGGAGAACAUAGACACGGUCUUUCUACAUACAACCUACUGGGAAACCAUGAGUGUGGACAUCGAGUAUCAGCAGGGCUUUAACGUCGUGAAUGCGGCAAUGCAGAGUAAAGUCAAACACUUGAUAUACAUAGGGGCUGAGUACUCCAGUCUAACAGCCAAAGAAAGAUGCAAGUAUUUUGAAGGAAAGGCAAUGGUAGAAAACUAUAUUGUCAAUGCAGGGAUCCCGUACACAAUAGUACAUCUUGGCUUUUGUUACGAGAAUUUACUCACUGUGUUCAAGCCACAUCAAACAACGAAAAACGAAUUUGCCGUUGCCUUGCCUAUGGGAGACGUCGGCCUAAACUGUGGAAGUAUCGUAGAUUUCGGGCACUGUAUUUCCAAAAUGGCGUUACGCACAGACUCCUACGUAUUUAAGACAAUAAAACUCUCCACCUCCUAUCUGACCGUCAACGACAUUGUAGAAAAGCUAAAUGCUUUUUUCCCGGACUUAAGGUUUUACAACCCAAAGAUACCCGUGGCGGCGUUUUACCAGUUCAUGUUUGACGGGGCCGAGGAGCUGGCCUCGAUGUUUGCCCACUACCGCACCCUCAGCGAAUGGGAUCACACGGUGGCCAUGGAGCUCAACUCUUACAACCGUUCAUUCGAGCAGUGGCUCAAGGACACAGAUAAGGUGUUCCUGGAGGUUUUAAUGGAGAAUCAGGAAACCUUUGCUACCAUUGAUUCCUUCCGCGGUGCUCAUGAAAUGGUGAAAAAGAAAAUAAUGGAUGUCAUGCCCUUCAACUUGUUCUUUAGCAGUCCGGUCUCUCUACCAGUCCCAAAAGUCGAGAAGGAAGCGUCUUUAGUAACUCAGGAGGAAAUACGGCACAAUAAAAGGUGUCGCGCCUUCUCGGAGGCCCACAAGCCGAAGAACUUGCUCAAAGACCAGCAUUUUGGUACCGACGUAUGAGGCGGCAUCUUCUUGUAAUCGCCAUGUUUGUCUUUGGAAUUGUUCUAGUUCUAUGCCAGCUUUAUGUUUCACAACUUUGACUAGAUUCAACUAUCUAUGUUAACAUAAAGACGUUAAGUAGAUUGGACUAUCUAUGUUAACAAAUUGACGUUUAAAUUGGACUAUCUGUGUUAACAAAUUGACGUUUAGAUUGGACUAUCUAUGUUAACAAAUUGACGUUUAGAUUGGACUAUCUAUGUUAACAUAGAGACGUUGAGUAGAUUGGACUAUCUAUGUUAACAAAGAGACGUUUAGAAUGGACUAUCUGUGUUAACAAAUUGACGUUUAGAUUGGACUAUGUUAACAAAAAGACGUUUAGAUUGGACUAUCUAUGUUAACAAGGUGACGUUUAGAUUGGACUAUCUAUGUUAACAAAGAGACAUUUAGAUUGGACUAUCUGUGUUAACAAAGAGACAUUUAGAAUGUACUAUCUAUGUUAACAAAGAGACAUUUAGAAUGUACUAUCUAUGUUA
Messenger RNA from Physella acuta, 1767 nucleotides. RefSeq names its product nmrA-like family domain-containing protein 1. Lineage: Eukaryota; Metazoa; Mollusca; Gastropoda; Physidae. The record is from RefSeq and is a predicted model, not a curated record. Gene Ontology annotation, cellular component: nucleus.